Pieris napi is the source of this 3017-nucleotide messenger RNA. It is a transcript of the gene shakB, whose product is annotated as innexin shaking-B. The record is from RefSeq and is a predicted model, not a curated record. Gene Ontology annotation, cellular component: gap junction; plasma membrane. The transcript is spliced from 5 exons. Gene Ontology annotation, molecular function: gap junction channel activity. Lineage: Eukaryota; Metazoa; Arthropoda; Insecta; Lepidoptera; Pieridae. The coding region runs from base 532 to 1653 and encodes 373 amino acids.
CUGUGAGGCCGCCCGUCCAGUCGACGCGAACUCUUCGGCGCGCCGCCCGCGCUAAACCGCUCAUCGCUCCCGCCAAAACUGUCAAACUCGAUUCGAAAUUCGAAAAUUUUGCUUUUUUUUAUUUACGUCCAGCUUGUGGCGGGAGGCUACCACGUGAUUCGAUAUCAGUGAGUGUUCGUCCGAACAAAACGCCGCGCGUAAACCGUUCUAAAAUAAAACGUUGUCGAUUGAAACCGGAGCAUCUCGAAGCUCGAUGACACAUCUCUCUACGUUAUCGCAUCAUGGAUAAGACAGAUAAAUGACACAAAACAAUUAUGAAACGUAGAAAAUAUGACACAAUGGUAUCGUUCAUAAAGUUCAUAAAAAUACCAAAAAAAUUACAAGAACGGUGCGCUUGAUAAUGACAACACUGCCAAAUUAAAAAGUGCCUUAACAACAUCGAACUAUCGAUUCAAUUGGUGCUUACAACAAUAAAUAGAGUAAAAUAAUGUUAGUGAAUGGAUUCAAAGUGUGGUGUGGACUGAAUUUAAGAUGUUAGACGUUUUUCGCGGAUUAAAAAAUCUCAUAAAGGUGAACUAUGUACACAUCGACUCACCGGUGUUUAGGCUACAUUAUUCUAUAACUGUCAUACUACUGAUCUCGUUCAGCCUUAUCGUCACGACCAGACAGUACGUCGGAAAUCCAAUAGACUGCAUCCACACCAAGGAUAUACCAGAGGACGUGUUGAACACAUACUGCUGGAUACAUUCAACGUACACCCUUAAGAGUUUCUUCAACAAGAAGGUCGGCGUCGAGGUGCCAUACCCGGGCAUCGGGAACAGCCGCGAGAAAGGGAAGGAAGAUAUGAGUGAUAGGAAGAUUUAUAAAUACUACCAAUGGGUGUGUUUUUGCCUAUUCUUUCAGGCCAUGUUAUUCUACGCUCCACGGUGGUUAUGGAAGUCAUGGGAAGGAGGAAAAAUCCGGGCCCUUAUGAUGGACCUGGACGUAGGUGUGUGCACCGAGAUAGAGAAGAAGACGAAGAAGAAAUUGAUACUGGAUUAUCUGUGGGAGAACCUGCGCUACCACAAUUGGUGGGCCUACCGUUAUUAUCUGUGCGAGGGGCUCGCUCUUGUCAAUGUUAUUGGGCAAAUGUUCCUUAUGAACCGCUUCUUUGACGGCGAGUUUAUGACUUUUGGGCUAGAUGUGAUAGCCUACAUGGAAUCUGAUCAGGAGGACAGGAUUGAUCCGAUGAUUUAUAUAUUUCCUAGAAUGGUAAAAUGCACAUUAUUCAACAAGUUCGGUUCGUCGGGCGAGGUUGAGCGCCACGACGCGCUCUGCAUUCUGCCGCUGAACGUUGUCAACGAGAAGAUCUACGUGUUCCUCUGGUUUUGGUUCGUCAUCCUCGGCAUCCUAACAUUAAUCACACUCAUCUACAGAAUCGUCAUCAUCUUCUCCCCUCGCAUGCGCGUUUACAUGAUGAGAAUGAGAUUCAGACUCGUCAGACGAGACAAUGUAGACACGAUCGUGCGCCGGAGCAAGAUGGGGGAUUGGUAUCUCCUAUACAUCCUCGGGGAGAACCUCGACUCGGUCAUAUUCAGGGAUAUCAUGAAUGAGUUCGCAAACAAAUUAAAUCACAACUAUCAACAUCAUAUCCACGGUGUUCCUGACGCGUGACCUCCGGUCCCAGGGUGGGUGUUCCACACGUGACUGACGUCGUUACAGCGCCACAUGGACCCUCCCGUCUGAGUGCGCUGUAAUUCAUAAAGUGUCAAUAGACUUCAAAAUUUCCUCGUUCACAUAUGAACAUUAACUUAGCGGACCUAUACGAUGGCCUUGAGGCACCCCACGCCCACGCUGGACAAUGCAAGCCGCGGAGUGUACUUGUAUAUCAAAGAGAGUUGUUAAGCUGUAUUUGUAAACUUAAUAGUGCAAUUCUAAAAAGCAAUAAUAGAUUGUACUUUAUGUUUAAGAACGUGAUCUCAGGAUGAAUUCUGUCAAAAGCCUUUAAAAGUCAUCGGAGACGGCUGUCCCGUUAGAGUGUCUAGUGUUCAACUUUUAGAAGUACUUUUACUAGUAGUUUGGCUGCUCUUAGAAAUUGUUUGUCGAGACCGCUUCGUUUCUAUAAACUAGCGAAUAUAUUGAAGAUAAGCACACAGAUAGCACACCACUUGUCUUUUUACACGAUUUCUCACUUGCAGCAUGUUCAGGUUCAGACCAAUAUGAAAUAAAGCAAUAAUUAAAUAUUUAAUCAAUGAUGUAAGAUGGUUAGAUUUAAGGACAAUUGGCAAUAAACUGACGACACAGCAGUGUCAGAACUUUUGCGCGUCAAAAGACAUUAACGAAAUCGCAAAACGAAUGAGUAAUUUGAAAUAAGAAUAAGUGGAGUUGUAAGUAAAUUUUCUUAUAUACAGGUUGCUCAUUUAGUUGGUUAUUAAAUUCGAAAUGCGACUGAAAGAAAAUCGUCUAAAAAGAUUUUCUAUCAACGGAAUGAAACAGGAAUACUAUCUGUUACAUCUAGGUGAUAUCUGAAAUAGAUUUCGGCUUAUUUCGGCUCUAUUUCAGAACGCUCUAGAUCAAGAAGGUAUCAACUAAAAUGUUAGAAGGGAAACGUCGGGAAGUUGUUGUGUUUAAUAAUUAGUAGUUUCUAAUAUAAGUGUAAAGGUUGUUUGUCUGUAACGAUGUAAUGUUAGUCUCACUGAUUUUCUUUACUUGCCAAUUGAUAUUAGCUAACUCAGAAAUAUACUAUAAAAAUUAUUAUAUACACCAAUACUGCCAUUGGACUAGAGUUAAUUGAACAUUAAGGAUAGUGCAUUUAAAUUUAAUAUUUAUAUUAUACUGUUAGCGCUUAGCUCUGGAAGCUUGUAUAAGAUUGUGCGGUUACGGAGAUCAAGCGAAUCCGAAUCCAAAGAGUAUUCAAUAUAUCUCUUUCUAAUUUCAGAUCUAAGCGCAAAACCAUUUAUUUCUAGUCACUUGAGUACGUCGGUUUAGACAUGGAAUGGAUAGCUCUGACAAAAAUCUGAGAGGCAGAGACAAUACGU